AUGGCGCGCAGAGAAAGCACCAAGCAAAACCUCUUCGUCGUCUCCAACCGUCUCCCCCUAUCGGUCAAGAAGGCUGAUGACGGCUCCUACCAAUCCUCCCUGUCGGGCGGCGGCCUGGUCACCUCGCUGUCGGGUCUCACUAAAACCACCCAAUUCAGCUGGUUCGGCUGGCCAGGCCUCGACGUCGCCGAAGAGAAGGACCGGGAGUCGCUUCGCAAGAGCUUGGACGAACACAACGCGAUUCCGAUCUUUCUAGACAAUGAGUUGGCGCACGAUCACUACAACAACUUCUCCAACUCAAUCCUCUGGCCUAGUCUACACUACCAAUCCGGUGUCUCCUUCGAAGAAGGCCCCUGGGAGUCGUACAAACGCGUCAACGAGAUCUUCGCCGACACGAUCGCCGAGAAGGCCCUGCCAGGUACACUGAUCUGGGUCCACGACUAUCAUCUCAUGCUUCUACCUCGGCUGCUGCGCGACCGGCUGAAGGACAAGAACUGCGCGAUCGGGUUCUCCCUGCACACUCCCUUCCCGGCAGGUGAUUGGUGGAGAAGCCUGCCGGUGCAGAAGGAUCUGCUGGAUGGGAUGCUUGCCAGUGAUGUGAUCGGGUUCCAUACGGAGGAGUACAAGCAGAACAUGGUUCAUUCUGCCGAGGCACUGGGCGCGAAAACCGAUACCCCCGGACAGAUCGAGUACAGGGGUCGGAAGGUUGUGGUGGAGAAAUUCAUCGUCGGGAUCGAUCCGCAGAAGUUCGCGGACUCGCAAGCGAAUGAAGAUGUGCAGAAACGCAUCAAGGAGCUGCAGGAGCGGUACAAGGGCAUGAAGAUCAUUAUCGGGGUGGAUCGGUUGGACCACAUCAAGGGGCUUACGCAGAAGCUGAAGGCAUAUGACACGUUCCUGGACCAGCAUCCGGAGCUCAGCAACAAGGUGGUGUUGAUUCAAGUGGCCGUGCCGAGUCGCGAAGAUGUCAAGGAGUAUCAGGAUCUGGAGACGGAGAUCAGCACCAUUGCGGGAAGGAUCAAUGGAAAGCACUCAACGGCCGACGGAUGUCCACUGAUCUACAUGCACCGAUCGGUCAACUUCAGCGAGCUGACGGCAUUGUACUCUGUUGCGGACGCGUGUCUGCUCACCUCUACGCGCGAUGGUAUGAACUUGGUUUCGUUCGAAUACGUGGCGUGCCAGGCGCAACGGCACGGUGUGCUGGUCCUGUCCGAGUUUGCGGGAGCGGCGUCGUUCAUGAAAGAGGGCUGUCUGACCUUCCACCCGGCCAAUAUGGCGGAAAUGGUCGAUGUCCUUUACAAGGCUGUGACCAUGGGCGAUGAGGACCGAGAGAAGAACUACGAGACUUUGCGAAAGUUUAUUGAGACGAACACUAGUGCGAAAUGGGGAGAGACCUUUAUUGACACGCUGUAUGGACGCUUGAGAAGCUCGUGA
Molecule: messenger RNA, 1431 nt
Organism: Aspergillus aculeatinus CBS 121060
Lineage: Eukaryota; Fungi; Ascomycota; Eurotiomycetes; Eurotiales; Aspergillaceae
Product: trehalose-6-phosphate synthase
Exons: 5
Coding region: 1-1431 (476 amino acids)
Biological process (GO): trehalose biosynthetic process; cellular response to heat
Cellular component (GO): alpha,alpha-trehalose-phosphate synthase complex (UDP-forming); cytosol
Molecular function (GO): catalytic activity
Source: RefSeq, a predicted model, not a curated record